Molecule: messenger RNA, 1315 nt
Organism: Peromyscus eremicus (cactus mouse)
Lineage: Eukaryota; Metazoa; Chordata; Mammalia; Rodentia; Cricetidae
Product: transmembrane protein 45A-like
Exons: 5
Coding region: 1-765 (254 amino acids)
Source: RefSeq, a predicted model, not a curated record
AUGAUCUCUAUGCUAACACAGGCCAGGGACAUUACCCCAGAGCCCAGCUGUGGCAGGACCACCAAUCCAGAUAUGAACUUCAGCAGUAGCCCUAGCCCAGACAACACCAUGGCCCCGGAUGACAGUGCAGGCCACUCAGAUCGGGAUGUCCCGGGUGCCAUCAGCCUACAAAUAUAUGCUGAGGUCUCAGAGACCCGGUUGAUGUGGAUCCUACGCUUGCACCACACAGUUAUAUAUAUCUUCUAUGGGCUUCUGGGUGUGACCAGAAUCUUAAGCACUACCAUUAAAUCGCUUCCAGUCUCCUUAACCAAGCUGGCAUUGUCAAAUGCCUUCCUUGUCCAAACUUUCAUCAUGUACAACCACACUCAUGGCCGAAUCACGGUCGAUGAUUUUUUGCACAAGAUACUGGCUCUUGCUACCUUCUUAUCAGGCCUGGUUUCCUUCAUGGAGGUCCUCACAAAGAAUAAUAUAACCCUGGAGCUGCUGCGGUCAAGUCUCAUUAUGCUCCAAGGGACUUGGUUAUGGCAGAUGGGUUUUGUCCUCUAUAACCCGACUGGAGGUGUUGCCUGGGAUCUGACAGAUCAUCACAACACUAUGCUUCUUACCAUAUACUUUUGUUUCCAUUGUGCAUUUGCCUAUAUCAUCAUUGGAGUGAAUUAUGCUGUUGUCAUUUGGUUGGUGAAAUGGAGACUUAGGAAGUUCUGCUUCACACAAGUUCCACUCCUGAAAAAUGUCGGGCAAGAGGAAGAAUCAGAAGAGAUGUGAACUUGAUGGGCAGCCAUUCAUUCUUACACAAACCUUUUCUUUAUUGUAAUGAACCUUACUUUCCUCUUGCUUUUGAUCUGCAUUCAGUACACACAAUCUGUACUGUUUAUAGUUCCAAUUUUGUUAAAAGCACUUAAAUGUAGUUAUUUCAUUUUUAUCUGAAAGAACUUUGGAUGACAAGAUUAUUUCACACACAUGGUAUCAUAUAGUCAGAAUCAUAUAUAAAAAUAUUUGUUUUAAUUCUCCAGGCUCCUGGUCUUGCUGUAUCUUGCAGUUCAUUAAAAAUGGAGCAACGAAAGAAAUUAAUAUAGAAACCUCAUGUCUUUGUUUUCAUCACUGGGCUAUACCACAUUCUUAUGUGGUGCAGAAAAAGCUGAGUAAUUCAGAAAUACCUUUCUGUGAGACAUCCUCCAUGGAAAAACAGACAGAAACCAGGAUAGUAGUAUAUAUCUUUAAUCCCAGUGCUCAUACUGUGAGAUUGGGAGCAUAGGUAGGAGAAUUUCCGGAAGCUCUCAGACUGGCUAAUCCUGUGUACACCACAGUGACCAUC